Molecule: messenger RNA, 6050 nt
Organism: Mastomys coucha (southern multimammate mouse)
Lineage: Eukaryota; Metazoa; Chordata; Mammalia; Rodentia; Muridae
Gene: Gpam
Product: glycerol-3-phosphate acyltransferase, mitochondrial
Exons: 22
Coding region: 315-2813 (832 amino acids)
Biological process (GO): phospholipid biosynthetic process
Cellular component (GO): plasma membrane; mitochondrial membrane
Molecular function (GO): glycerol-3-phosphate O-acyltransferase activity
Source: RefSeq, a predicted model, not a curated record
UAAUUGGCUUAGACAGCCUUGCUUCAUUCCUUUCUCAGAGCCUGGCAAAAGAUCAUCCUGAACAAAAUCAGAGGGAAAGAAAAGACAUUAAAGCAGUGGCUCUCUCAGGGAGACUAGGGGAAUCCUAGAAGCCACAAGCCAGAGAGCUGGAAGCUGAUGUGAAUCUUUUCGGGAACAAAUUAUUAAACAGGAGUUGACGUGCUCCCCCUGUUGUGUGGCCAUUCGGAACCGGAAGUUGGUAGCCGGGAGUGGAAUCUUUAUAAUAAAGAAGAACUUUCCCACCAGCACAUGAUUUGGGACUUCCACUUUGUGACAUGGAGGAGUCUUCAGUGACAGUUGGCACAAUAGACGUUUCUUAUCUGCCCAGUUCAUCAGAGUACAGCCUUGGCCGAUGUAAACACACACAUGAGGAUUGGGUUGACUGUGGGUUCAAACCGACCUUCUUCAGAUCCGCAACACUAAAAUGGAAGGAGAGCCUCAUGAGCCGGAAGAGGCCCUUCGUGGGAAGGUGCUGUUAUUCAUGCACGCCUCAGAGCUGGGAAAGGUUUUUCAACCCCAGUAUCCCAUCUCUAGGUUUGCGGAAUGUUAUUUAUAUCAAUGAAACUCACACAAGGCACCGAGGAUGGCUGGCAAGACGUCUUUCUUACAUCCUUUUUGUCCAGGAGCGAGAUGUCCAUAAGGGCAUGUUUGCCACCAGUAUUACUGACAAUGUACUGAACAGCAACAGAGUCCAAGAGGCAAUUGCUGAAGUGGCUGCAGAGUUGAACCCGGAUGGAUCUGCCCAACAGCAGUCCAAAGCCAUCCAGAAAGUGAAGAGGAAAGCCAGGAAGAUCCUUCAGGAAAUGGUUGCUACCGUUUCCCCAGGGAUGAUCAGGCUGACUGGCUGGGUGUUACUAAAGCUCUUCAACAGCUUCUUCUGGAACAUUCAGAUUCACAAGGGUCAGCUGGAGAUGGUGAAAGCUGCAGCUGAGACGAACCUGCCACUCUUGUUUCUGCCGGUGCACAGAUCCCACAUUGACUACCUGCUGCUCACCUUCAUCCUCUUUUGCCACAAUAUCAAAGCGCCAUACAUCGCCUCAGGCAACAAUCUCAACAUCCCCAUCUUCAGUACCUUGAUUCACAAGCUUGGGGGCUUUUUCAUAAGACGGAGGCUUGAUGAAACCCCAGACGGACGCAAAGACAUUCUGUACAGAGCAUUGCUCCAUGGGCACAUAGUUGAACUCCUCCGACAGCAGCAGUUCCUGGAGAUCUUCCUGGAAGGCACCCGCUCCCGCAGUGGCAAGACCUCCUGUGCCCGGGCAGGGCUCCUGUCAGUGGUAGUGGAUACUCUGUCGUCCAACACCAUCCCUGAUAUACUUGUCAUACCCGUGGGCAUCUCGUACGAUCGGAUAAUCGAAGGACACUACAAUGGUGAACAGUUGGGCAAGCCCAAGAAGAACGAGAGCCUCUGGAGUGUGGCACGGGGAGUUGUCAGAAUGCUGCGGAAAAACUACGGCUACGUCCGAGUGGACUUUGCACAGCCGUUUUCCUUGAAGGAAUAUUUAGAAGGCCAAUGUCAGAAACCUGUGUCUGCCCCGCUCUCUCUAGAGCAAGCACUGUUACCAGCAAUCCUUCCUUCAAGACCUAGUGACGCUGUUGCUGAACGUGAAGACACACCCACUCUUGAGCCCAGAAACCCAGCCGACGAGGCCUUCCGCAGAAGGCUGAUUGCAAACCUGGCCGAGCACAUUCUCUUCACCGCCAGCAAGUCCUGCGCUAUCAUGUCCACCCACAUUGUGGCCUGUCUGCUCCUCUACAGACACAGGCAGGGAAUCAACCUGUCUACGCUGGUGGAAGACUUCUUUGUGAUGAAGGAGGAAGUCCUAGCUCGAGAUUUUGACCUAGGCUUCUCCGGGAAUUCAGAGGACGUCGUCAUGCAUGCCAUUCAGCUUCUGGGGAACUGUGUCACAAUCACCCACACGAGCAGGAAAGAUGAGUUUUUUAUCACUCCCAGCACGACUGUGCCAUCAGUCUUUGAACUCAACUUCUACAGCAAUGGCGUACUUCAUGUCUUCAUCAUGGAAGCCAUCAUAGCUUGCAGCAUUUAUGCAGUCCUGAAUAAGAGGGGCUCCGGAGGAUCUGCUGGGGGAUCUGCUGGAGGCCUCAGCAACCUGGUCAGCCAGGAGCAGCUGGUGCGGAAGGCCGCCAGCUUGUGCUACCUUCUCUCUAACGAAGGUACCAUUUCUCUGCCCUGCCAGACUUUUUACCAAGUUUGUCAUGAGACAGUAGGGAAGUUCAUCCAGUACGGCAUUCUCACGGUGGCGGAGCAAGAUGACCAGGAAGAUGUCAGUCCCAGCCUUGCAGAGCAGCAGUGGGACAAGAAGCUUCCAGAACCUCUGAACUGGAGAAGUGACGAGGAAGAUGAAGACAGUGACUUUGGUGAGGAGCAGCGAGAUUGCUAUCUGAAGGUGAGCCAGUCCAAGGAGCACCAGCAAUUCAUCACUUUUCUUCAGAGGCUACUGGGACCCCUGCUAGAAGCCUACAGCUCUGCUGCCAUCUUUGUCCACAACUUCAGGGGCCCAGUUCCCGAGUCUGAGUACCUGCAGAGGCUGCACAGGUACCUUAUCACCAGGACAGAAAGGAACGUCGCGGUGUAUGCUGAGAGUGCCACGUACUGUCUUGUGAAGAACGCUGUGAAAAUGUUUAAGGACAUCGGGGUUUUCAAAGAGACCAAGCAAAAGCGAGUGUCUGUUUUAGACCUGAGCAGUACUUUCCUACCUCAGUGCAACCGGCAGAAACUCCUAGAGUAUAUUCUGAGUUUCGUGGUGCUGUAGGGAUCUCGGCACCUGUCUCGAGUGAGGAGCUGAUGAGUCCCUUGCAGACUCCAGUCGACCCAGAGUGGCAGGUGUCCUGGCGUGGUCCGGCCUGCCCUACCCCGAGGGGACUUCCAGGAAGACAUGUGCCUUCUGCCCCCGUGGACCUGCACUUCUCCAACACAGACGCAGUGGCCUGCGCAGAGCACUUGGGGCCAGUGCAUCUGCGAUUCAUGAUCACUAGGUUACUAGGUGAAGUCUCAGUAAGGUGUUUUGGAGUUUAUUAAAGGUUCACAUUUUAAGUUUAACUUUUCAGGCUAGUUACUGUGAUGGACACUGAGGUGUUUGUAGAACUGACUCUUAUAGUAAGUAAUAAUGUUUCCUUUAAAAUAAUUGGGUCAUCCAUUCUCUGUCUCCAUUAUUGCUGUCAACAGAAGUUAUGGUUUGUAUGUGAGCCCUUUCCUCUCAAGUGCUUUACUAAGGAGCAGUGUUGUCCUGGACUGGCAGACUCAGACUCGAGAUAUAUCUGAAUAGCUGCCUGAAAGCAGACGAUACUGUGGUCAGGAGGUGAGAGGCUGUGAGGAAGCGAGUCUGCUUGGCAAGGGCGAGCUGUGCUUGGCCCGGAAAGCGGCUUUAAAGACUUUGCUCACGUGACAAGAGUGCCAUUGAGCUGUCCUGAGCAGUGUUUAGAGUCCCUUCUGCUGGUACCUGUGCCUUCCUUGCCCUUAGAGUGACAGGCACCUGCUGCUUUUGAGAGGAGCUCGGCUGCAGCGACUGCUGGCUUUGGCACUCUGGCUGCACUGCUGAUCUAGGGGUUCCAGACACUGCUCACGCCACCGGGUGCUGCGGCCCCAUGUGGAUGGCUAGUCACCACAUGGCGUGCUAUGCAGCCUGUGUGGCAUGCACAGUGACCCUCUUGAGUGGCAGGUGGCUGGCAGCAUAGACUUUUAUUUGGGCUACAUACCCAAACUCCAUUGCCACGUAAAGCGAGUAAUUAUGAAAAAAUUUCUGUUAUAGUGGGUAGGUGCCUUUUUGUGAGCAGAGAGCAUAAUUGUUAGUUAUUGUGGUCGUUAUGGCAGUUUCUCAGUGAUCACGUGACAAUACAGUCUCUGUCUACUGUCCGUGUCUAUGAUUUUAUGGAAUUAUGAAUUCUUCUGAUGAGUGUUGUAUAGACGAUUUGAAUUUAUAAAAGUAUUAGGGCUGAGGUUUGUACUUUCCCGAACGUGAAUUUCAAACACUAGUUGUAUCCUAUGAGUGACGUGUGUGUUGGGGAGGUGGGGUCCCACCUGGCAUUACACAGUGCAUGGCAUGGCUGGUCUGGAGCUCAUAGCAAUAAUGCUGCGCUGUGGUGCCCUCCACCCUUGCCUGUGCAUGCCACCACCUCCUGCUCCUUUGCAUCCCUUCUCUGUCAACUGUAGCGACUGCCUUCAGUGUGGAGUAGAUGUUCACCUCCAGCCUCUGUUUCACUAACUGGCUGACACCUCCCUUGGCUGUCGCGGAGAGGCAGGGCUACUCCCUUGGGUUUACCUCGGCUGGGGGCUCAAGCAUCUUGUUGGUCUCUGUUCCCUUUUACCCUAUAAAUGGAAACUGAAGGUGGCUCCCUCUGACCUGUCAGUGCGUGUUGCCUCCGCCCUGCCUGUCUGCUCCCAGCUUGUGGAGAGAUGUGCGGAGACUGCCAUCCCUGUCCCUUGUCCCUGGCUGUGCUCGCCCUAGGUGUUACUUUAAGGACUGCAGUUUCCUUGCUCUUGCCUGACAAUGAACUCACUGUGAGGAUAGGCACGCUUUCGCUUUCCUAAUUAACUGGUGCUUUGAAACCUUUCUUAAGGAAGAAAACUUGGAACCAAAGUUUCGCUCUUCCGACAAGCUGACCUUGAGUUAAUAUUAGCACAACUCAUUCUUCAGUGCCUCAUUAUGAAAGAAAGAGCACCACAGUAAGGCUUCAGGUGGCCCGUUCCAUCAUCCCCUCGUAGAAACAUCCCCUCGCUUCCCAGCAGCGGGCGGCUUCCUCAGAUGGUUAAACAAUCUAGGUGCUUGUCUAUAAUUUAUUACAGUUUACUCUACUGCAUUUCUGUCAAAUUGAAAUGCAUGCCCUUCAGGGGAAGACUGUGAGUCAAGCUUAAUAAAUAAAAACCUAAUAGUAAGCAAUAUGAAGCUGCACUCUGCUUUUAAGCGAGGCUAAGCCAAGUAAGCCAGAGGGGGAGGGGUAUUUGCUCUCCAAAUCCUAAGGAAAAUGAAGGCAAACACAAGUGUUAUGUCAGUUCAGUCAGGAACAUGCUCUACCCUUCUUGACUCUGUUAAACCUUGGAAGUCAAGAGGCGGAGUGCAGAAAGUAUGGCUGGGAUGGCAGGGAUGGAAGCUUGGACAGGAGUUCCUGUCCCACAGUGUUCUUGUCAAGCGAUGCCCUGAGAUGGGGCUCCCUGGGAACACACAGCGUCUGCCCUGGGGUGCAGAAAGGAUUGCAUCUGACAGGACACAGACCCGCUGCACAUAGCAUUUCCCAAGCGUUUGGACCUCAGGACCUCUUCCCCUCUGGGACACUGCAUGCCCUGGAAGAUGUUUUCAGAAACUACAUUAGCCACUCUGAGCAGACCAAAAGUCACGAGAGUGGCAGGCAGACCCCUGCACGCUUUUGUAUUGCUCCCAGUGCCCCGCGUGCUUGGGUCUCUUUCCUCACUGGAAAGUAUAAGCACAGGAGACGGGCUGCAGCGCCUUCCUUGUGGAAGUCCCACCGGCAACCCCAGCCUUUUUAAAAGUGAGAGUAGCAGAAUUAAUAGAGAAAUUAAUUGGGGUAAAUAAUAAAGGUUUUAAUUCAGAUCUGGAAAACCUCUGCACAGCUGAGUGCAGAUUUUUAUCCAUAGAUGACUGUAGUGUUUUGAAAUGAUAGGUCCUAUCUUUGGAGUUUCUAAAACUUACUAUGGGAUGUAAAUCUGUUUUUUAAAAACACUUUUUAGAGGCUUGAGAGCUGCCACCUGGCAUUUAGUUUAGUAUGACCAGUGACUGCUUCAAGAGAAUUUCCACCUUGCUUCCCAACAGCUAAAGGGCUAACUGUCUUUAUGGAAGGCAUUUGUUACAGUAUUUGCCCAUUGUACAAAGCAAUGCUAGAUUGGUGUAAAAAGAAUUACUACUGUAAAAUAGCACUGUAUGAUUUUGUGAGUGACACUGCCUUGGAAAUGUUGACUGAUUUUUAUGCCUGAUGAUAGUACAUCCUGAGAAGCAUGGAAAUGGAGUUUUGUUUUAAUAAACCAGAAAAAAAAAAGA